Messenger RNA from Lytechinus variegatus (green sea urchin), 2127 nucleotides. Its product is annotated as coelenterazine h 2-monooxygenase-like. NCBI's taxonomy places the organism in Eukaryota, Metazoa, Echinodermata, Echinoidea, Temnopleuroida, Toxopneustidae. The record is from RefSeq and is a predicted model, not a curated record. The coding region runs from base 577 to 1599 and encodes 340 amino acids. The transcript is spliced from 3 exons.
UUGUAGCUUCUUAUAAAUUUACGUGAUAUGACUUAUCUAGCCUCCUCAAAAAUUUUGGUUCACUACACCACUGUAGAUAAGUCUUUUUUUUCUUUGUUUAAGAUAUUGCCCUUUUCGAAAUAAAAAAGUGCCCUUUUCCCCCUCUGCCCACCCUCACUUUUAAAUUCGCUCCGCCGCCCCUUGCUCCCUCCCUAACUAGAAUAGGUUAUUAAAUAAAAUUAUUCGAUGUUAUCAAGCUACCUCCAUCCGCCCUCUCACCUAAACACCCUUCUCUUGGUAACCACCCCCGAGCCGCCUCUCUCGAAUACAUCGCCCCAACGCGCACUCUCGAGCUCCCUCUCGUAAUACUGUCAUUGAAAUAUAAACAUGUCAUUACAUCGAUCAUUGCCAUUUUCCCGAUUUCAUCAACUACAUGCAUAUCGUUUUAUUCUGCAAUAGAUGCAAAUAUUGAUACGGCAACAUUCACGUCCCAUAUGAUAAUAUUUAUAUACCAAACAUACUAGAAAGGUCUAAAGGUCCCAAUACCCUUGACGCCGGGAAAGAAGUAUGAUAUCUGUUCUUGAUUGAAUUGCCAAGAUGGCGGUCCGUUGUGCAGUAAGUCGUCUGCAAACCUUGUUUGGAUACAAGAAUGUGGCUACCAGGGUACAGGGAGUUGCCAGAGUUGUCUCAUCACGGUCUCAGUCCACCUUACCACCGCUUGUAACGGCCGACGAGUGGUGGGGAAAAUGUCAGACAGCCGAGGUCUUGGGUGAGAAGAUGUCGUAUUACGACUCGGAUGCUGUAAAAACCAGUGGCAAUAAACACGCAGUUAUAUUCCUUCAUGGUAACCCGACGUCUUCAUACCUGUGGAGGAAUAUUAUACCUCGCGUGGAACCCGUCGCUCGGUGUCUUGCGCCUGAUCUUAUUGGUCAGGGACGUUCGAACAAGCUCGCCAACCAUUCCUACCGUUUUGUUGAUCACUACCGAUAUCUAUCUGCUUGGUUUGAUACCGUAAACUUACCAGAAAAGGUAAGCAUAGUGUGCCAUGACUGGGGUUCAGGCCUGGGAUUUCACUGGUCCAAUGAACACAGGAAUAGACUAGAAGGUCUGGUGCAUAUGGAGAGUAUCGUACAAGCCCUUCCAUUAUGGGAGCUCUUGGACAACAGCAUGAGGGAAAAAUUCCAGGAUAUCCGCUCCGAGGCCGGUGAAGAGAUGGUCCUGAAGCAGAACUUUUUUGUGGAACAGCUCCUCCCUUUCGCCGUCAUCCGGAAGCUGCGGGUUGAGGAGAUGGAUGCCUACCGCCAGCCCUUCAAGAACCCCGGGGAGGACCGACGUCCGACCCUGACAUGGCCCCGCGAGAUCCCCAUCUUGGGUGAAGGCCCGGACGAAAUGAUCGUCAGAGCUACGGCCUACAACGCUUUCCUCAAGGACUCGGCGGAUCUACCCAAACUCUGCAUCCUGGCCACUCCUGGAGUCAUCAGUGACUGGAUCGAGAGGAUCACCGAAGAUUGGCCCAACCAGAAGAAGGUCAGGUGCGAGGGCCACCAUUUCCUCCAAGAAGACUCUCCCAUCCAGAUAGGGGAUCAUAUCAAGGAAUUCUUAUCAGAAAUUUAUGAAUAGACUUAUAGCUUGGAAAUGAAUUAUAGAAUGUAGUAAACUUACAUACAUCCCCCCUAAAAAUCUGGGCUAUUUUAUAUCUAUGCUUGAUAACGCUACCACCAUACCAAUAAUAUCGACUCCAGACCGACUAUGCUAAAUUGCGUAAUUCCAAUGGCAUGCCAUCAGUCGGUUUGGAGUAGGUUCGUCGGUGGGACUGUACAUAGCAUAAAACAAUUUUUGAAGUUUGUUCAAUCUAAGAAAGGACUAUGUAGAUGUCGCCUCAUAUAGCCUAUGAAACUCUUCUUUUUUUCUGAACCAUGAUUCCAGCUACACUGUUCAAAGAAACCCUGAUUUUACAGGGAAAAAAAGAUUUUGCAGAAAGUAAUAUUAAACAGAAUCAUUCUGUAAAUUCAUAAAACAGGAAUUUUUCUGCAAUUUACCUGAACAGGUUUGUUAAAAAGUGGGAAAAGAAUGUUUUCUUACAGGAAAUUUGUAAGGUUCCAUACACCAAAUACCAAUUUCCUGUAAGAUUACGCAAUCUGGUAUGAU